Messenger RNA from Histoplasma mississippiense, 2511 nucleotides. RefSeq names its product vacuolar transporter chaperone 4. The record is from RefSeq and is a predicted model, not a curated record. The transcript is spliced from 5 exons. NCBI's taxonomy places the organism in Eukaryota, Fungi, Ascomycota, Eurotiomycetes, Onygenales, Ajellomycetaceae. The coding region runs from base 1 to 2511 and encodes 836 amino acids. Gene Ontology annotation, biological process: vacuole fusion, non-autophagic; vacuolar transport; polyphosphate metabolic process. Gene Ontology annotation, cellular component: vacuolar transporter chaperone complex; fungal-type vacuole membrane.
AUGAGAUUCGGCCACCAGCUCCGCGCUUCUCUCAUAAAAGAAUACUACUGGCACUACAUAGCCUACGAUGAUCUUAAAGCUGCUCUGAAAACCCCGUACGAGUCAAGUCCCACCACCCCGACCGCCGCUGCUGCUCAGGAAACCCAACCCGCAAAGCCCAAGCGCAAGCCAUGGACGGAGGAGGACGAGAGGCGCUUCGUCGCACUGCUGGAGAGCGAGCUGGAUAAGGUGUUUACUUUCCAGAAGCUGAAGAGCGAUGAGAUCGUCGCGCGGAUUGUGCAGAGUGAGAAAGAGGUUAAUGGCGUCGUGGCUAUGAUGAGGGCUGCUGCUGCCGGGGGUGGUGGGAAUAGUGCUGGAGGCAGGAGGGGGUCGCAGAUUAGCAGUCGUGGGGUUGAAGCUGCUGCUGGCAGUGUCGCAGUCAGCGGUGGAAUGGCGCCGACCGAUGAGGAUUUCUUGCUGCUAGAGGAGGAUCUUAGUGAUAUUAUUGCCGACGUCCAUGAUUUGGCCAAGUAUGUGCAGUUGAAUUAUACGGGGUUUCAGAAGAUUAUCAAGAAGCAUGAUAAACAAACUCAAUGGCAUUUGAAGCCCGUGUUCGCAGCACGGCUAAAAGCAAAGCCGUUUUUCAAGGAUAACUACGAUGCGUUCGUGGUUAAAUUGUCCAGGUUGUAUGAUUUGGUUAGGAACAAGGGCGCUCCUGUUACCGGUGACAGUGCAGCGGGCGCAUCUCCCGUUUUGGUAUUCAAUCCCACAAAAGAAUUCGAUGAGCGAGAUUCAGCUAUCUCCUCUAUUUACUAUGAUAAUCCAGAAACCUGGGAGCUAUAUACUGGGCGCUUAAAGAAGACUGAAGGUGCGGAGGCGAUCCGACUACGGUGGUAUGGUGGCAUGGAAAAUGAUCAGAUUUUCGUUGAGAGGAAAACGCACCGGGAGGAUUGGACAGGAGAAAAAUCGGUCAAAGCGCGGUUCCCGAUUAAGGAGAAACAUGUAAAUUCUUUUUUGGCUGGGAGAAUGACUGUCGAGAGCAUCUUUGAGAAGACCAGGAAGGAUGGAAAGAAGAGCGAGCAACAGAUUGCUGACUGGGAGCAGCUGGCGCGGGAGGUGCAAUAUCGUGUAGUUACUCGGAAGCUCAAGCCAGUUACGAGGUCGUUUUAUCAUCGGACUGCAUUCCAGCUUCCUGGAGAUGCGAGAGUGCGAAUAUCGUUGGAUACCGAGCUGACCAUGAUCCGAGAGGAUAAUCUAGAUGGCCGCAAAAGGUCUGGGUCCAAUUGGCGGCGAAUGGAUAUCGGAAUUGACUACCCUUUUCUCCAACUACCCGCGCAGGAUGUCGAAAGAUUUCCCUACGCUAUUUUGGAAGUGAAGUUGCAGACGCAGGCGGGUCAAGCACCUCCACCAUGGAUCCGGGAUCUAAUCUCAAGUCAUCUGGUGGAAGCUGUCCCCAAGUUCAGCAAGUUCAUUCAUGGAACGGCAAAUCUAUUCCCAGACCAUAUCGACCUGCUCCCCUUCUGGAUGCCGCAGAUGGACGUCGAUAUUCGAAAACCCAUCACCCGCAGGUUCGGCAUCGAGCGACCGGUCCAAACUAGCCAAUCGACAACUGACAUCAUGGACGAUGAUGGCGACGAUGAUGACGAGUCCGACGAUGACGCUGACGCUGACGCUGACGAUGCCGGUGGUAGUGAUCCCGCAGCGCGCAACGAAGUCGAUGCACGCGAAAACGGCCACGCAUCAUCCUCAUCCGUGAACGGAACCAACGCAAUCCAUUUCCAAUCCCUCCAACCCCUUCCUCAAGGCGAAGACAACGACGACCCUUUACAAGACCCCAGCAUCUCCCAAGCUAUGGGUAACGCGCUCGAUAUGGAAGAGCGUAUCGCUGCCCAACGAAAUCUUAUUGAUAUCGGCGGCGAUGACUACCCACUCUAUGACUCCGAAGACGAGUCGAGCGGACAAGAUGACCUCGAAGAGGCACGGAGGAUCGGUGGCUGGCAAUAUCGCAUUAAGCUUGCGAAACACUACGUUCGCGCUGCGGGAAGAUCUACCCUGAAUGCUGCGAAAUACUUAGCACCCGUCCCGAGACCGACGGCGAUGCCCAUCAAUAAUGGCGUCAGUGGGGUGGGGAGGUUCAUACCGCCAGAUCAAAUGCAAGUUAAGCGGUUUAAAGCACCGAAGGGGAAACGAAUCCACGUCCCCGUCCGUGUCGAACCAAAAGUCUACUUCGCCGCUGAACGCACAUUCCUUUCCUGGCUCGAAUUUUCUAUCAUCCUCGGCUCCAUCGCUGCCGCCCUACUCAAUUUCGACUACGACACCGUCACGCUUGUGUCGUCGUGGGUGUUUACUAUACUCGCUUGCCUGUCGCUCGUGUAUAGCUUGCUGCUGUAUAUGUGGCGCAUUGAUAAGAUUCGGAAACGGCGGGAUGUAAAGCAUGUUUAUCAUGAGAAGUGGGGCCCGACGGUGCUUUGUGUGGGCUUGCUUGUGGCUGUUUGUGUUAAUUUUGGAUUGAGGGCUAGGUCUGGGGGGUGA